Panicum hallii is the source of this 978-nucleotide messenger RNA. RefSeq lists its product as uncharacterized. Lineage: Eukaryota; Viridiplantae; Streptophyta; Magnoliopsida; Poales; Poaceae. The transcript is spliced from 2 exons. The coding region runs from base 198 to 836 and encodes 212 amino acids. The record is from RefSeq and is a predicted model, not a curated record.
CGAGGUGGCGGCCUGGCGGGGGAGGCGCUAGGGUUGCGCGGCCAUGGAUGGCUAUCAGGUGGAGUCGGGUGGUUAACCAAAGUGGAAGAAGCGACCACUAAAAAGUUGGUUAACUAUUUAAUAAUAAAUGAUUAAGACAAGGCGGAAAUGACUCGAUGAGAGAGCAAAGCGAGUAGCACGGAAUCCGAUCCACCAGGAUGAGCGGCGGCGGCCGGAAGGCGGCGGGGCCCAGCGGCGAGGAGGCGGAGGUGGAGGCGCUGCUCCGGGCGGCGCAGGACGCCGUGCUGCUGAAGCUCCAGGCCAACUCCCACCUCGUCUCCUCCGCAUCCGCCUCAGCCCCGAGCGUUCCGCUCGACGGCGCCGCGGCGGCGUUGCCCGAUCCCCUGGAGGACGACCUCGCCCGCCGCUUCGACGCGCUCAAGUCCCGCGCGGCGGCGCCGAAGCCGAAGCCAGCCGGAGCUGGAGCUGCUGCUCCUGCAGCUGCUAGCGGGAUGGACGAGCUGGAGGCGCGGUUCGCGGCGCUGAAGGGGGCGGCGGGGCCGGAGAAGGAGGCGAGGGUGAGGCUGGAGGACCUGGGAGGGGAAUCGUCGGAGGACGAGGAGGAUGAGGUGGACAAGGUGAUGCGGUGGGCCAUGGACGCCGCGCGGCUCGACGUCGCCACGGCGGGCGCCGGCGCCGGCGACAAGGCCAAGCGCGCCGAGGCGGAGGAAGAGAAGGAUGAUAAGAGCAGCGUGAGUAGCGAGGAUGACGACGACGAGAGGUUGCAGCUGGAGAUGGCGAGGAAGAGGAAGGAGAUGGCCAAGAGCAAGACCAAGAGCAAGUGGUUCUUCCUCUGACACCCUAAUGUAAAUCACACAUUCCAAUCCCAAAAUCAGACUAGCAGAAAGAUCAUGUAUUUCUAUCUGAGAUUCCUCUCCAUGAUUUGUAAUGCUACAAGAUUCCAUUUUGAUAUUUGAAUCCCGAUGAACAUGACCACAA